CUUUACAACUUGAUGUGUUCUUUUGUUGCUGUCUAGUGCCUACCUCUCAUUGUCUUAUGUCAUGAUAUUUCAAUGAUCAUGAAAUUUGAAUGCAGUCUGGAGCUCGGGUUCGAGUUACUUGUUGUCAUUGUAGCUGUGAUUCAAUGCAUUGGAUUCAUUAUCACAUAUAUUUUAGCAGUAUAUUACGGACACCUUACGCCCUUUUUUCCAUAUAUAAGCAUGACAGGAGGAAAACCACCAGAGAGUUGCAUUUUUACACUAAUUUGCAGCAUUUCAUCCAUUAUCUGGCUGCUCAUAAUCUACAUUAGAUAUGUACAAGUAAAGCAAUACUAUCAAAAGGGUAUUAAUAAAAUAGAAAUUUUAAAUCGAUUCACAUUUUGUAUUGGAGCUGUUUCUGUAUUUGGACUUUUACUAGUUGGAGCUUUUCAAGAUUAUACAUUUGAAAGUGCUCAUAUGGUUGCAAGUGUUAUCUUAUGGAUUUUUGGUAUAUUGCACAUGUGGUUCCAGACAUUGGUAUCAUAUAAAAUAUAUCACACUGGUUUGACCAGAUGUAUUGACAGAGUUAAUAUUUUUGUUAGACUCAUUAUUUCUCUAAUGGCACUCAUCAUUUCUAUAAAUUGUUUGAUAUCCAUGAAAAUUUCUGAGCUGCAAAGAGUACACAAGGAAGGACAAUAUGAUCCAUUUUACUGGGAUAGUAGUGUUGUUGGUUAUCCUCUUCAUUUGACCAGUACUAUAUCAGAGUGGUGCUUAGGAUUAACAUUUGUCAUGUUCUUCUUAACAUUUCAUGUUGAUUUCUACAGAGCCAGUUUAACUGUCUCAUUUGUAUCACCAGCACAAAGUCAAGAGGAACAAGCGGACACCACUGAUAGCUGUACUGAACAGUAGAUUGGUCAAAAGAUUUUAGUUGUGAUGUAAAAUACACUGCAUUAAUUUCUUCAAUUUUGUUAUUUUAAUAAUUUCGUCCCUUCCUCUUUAUAUCUUAAAACUUCUUUUGUAAUAAAAGCUAGUACUGUUGAGAAAUGAGA
Messenger RNA from Amphimedon queenslandica, 1025 nucleotides. RefSeq names its product DNA damage-regulated autophagy modulator protein 1-like. The record is from RefSeq and is a predicted model, not a curated record. The coding region runs from base 73 to 885 and encodes 270 amino acids. The transcript has 6 exons. Lineage: Eukaryota; Metazoa; Porifera; Demospongiae; Haplosclerida; Niphatidae.